AUGAAUGGAGUCACAUUUGAUAUGGGUAGUCGAGCAACUGAUUCUUCUAAAGGAACCUCACCUCUCUCCCCGGUGGACAUAGUGACAGCAUUGGAAAAAACUUCGAUAACCAUCACAUCAUCGUCGUUUCUUAAUCACUUUGGACAGAGAAGUGGUAUGAUCAAUAUAACGGGCUUUAAGAAAUCGAAGAAAGGUUACGCUUCGCCGAUAAACAUAUACUUUUCCAACGUAUCAUUUGUGAACAACAAAGCGUUGCGUGGUGUUGGUGGCGCUGCCUCGUUUAAUCUUACAAAUAAACUUACGAAAACGAUCAAGCAUAGUAUCAAAUUUCAAGGGUGUUCUUUCACCGGUAAUGCAGCUUCGAGUGGUGGCGCUGUUUGGUUUUCAGAUUGGGGGAAGAAAUCUGUGCUAUUUCUCGACUGCACCUUCAAAGACAACAAAGCACAAGACAAAGUUAUGGAGACUGGUAGUGGAGGGGCAUUAUUUGCUCUAGGUGGCAAAUUCGCCAUCACAAAGUGCAAAUUUAUUGGCAAUACGGCUGCAAAAUCUGGAGGAACGUUAUACCUUUCUAACAGAAAUGUGACAUCCAUUCGAGUAACGGAUUCAGCUUUUCAGAAUGCGCGCCGUUCUUGGAGUAGCAUUAAAGGCAAUGUGAUGUAUCUUAACGAUGUCCAGACCACUUUUAGGGACCGUGUGAUAUUCGACUUAAGUUCUGCGAAUUCUGGGAAACCAAUCCUUCUUUACGAAGGCAGGCCAAGCACGUUGCGCAUGGACAAUACGAGUAAUUUUAUCUGCCCACAAGGAUACAAUUAUGACGAAUUGAAAUAUACGCUGGCAACGAAACGAACCAAGCCAGAUUACAUUCCAUCGUAUCAUGUAUUUGCAUUCUCAUGUAAGCCGUGUUCAGAUUUGUUCUACAGCACUUCGCGUGGUUCGUGGUUGGCGAACGGUACAGCAACGUGCGGGAAAUGUCGUGCUUGCCCGUACGGUGCCUCGUGUAACGGGACAAUCCGCGCAAGGGCAAAUUUCUGGGGAGUGACGCGAAGAGAUAAAAUCGAGAUGAUCCCGUGCCCGAAAGGUUAUUGCUGCGAUCGAGAACCAUGUGAAAGCUACGAUUCCUGUCGUGGGCACAGGACUGGAAGGUUGUGUGGAUAUUGUUCGGAGGGAUUCACGGAGGGAUUGAGUUCAGCACAAUGUUUUCCGAAUGAGAGAUGUAACGGUGCUUCGUGGAUGUGGCCAAUGUUCAACGUAAUUGUAAUUUUCGUCAUUUUUUGUUAUCAUCAAGAGAUCAUAAAGAGAUUGGUAAAAUGGUCACUCUGGAAUGUCCAAGAUGAUGAACAUGAAGAUUUCGAAUCUGUCGAAUACAGAAAAGGGGAAUGGAACCAAAACCAAAUGGAUACUGAAUCACCUGACAGUUUUCAAUUAGACAACCUCGAAAAUUUAUCACACGAAAGUGCAGCCCAGCUAAACUACAAACGUCUCGAAGAAAGCACAGAUUACAACAACAGUGGCGGUUAUAUAAAAGUUUUCUUCUACUUCUACCAGACAGUUCUUCUUAUCCGUCUUUCUUCUUACGUCUCCAGCUCUUCCUUUCCAAAUUCAAUGCUCGAGUUUUUUACACCUUUGCUCAACUUUCAGUUUACCAACGUUUGGAAGUGCGCCAGCGAAGACUUAAGGCCGGUUAAAAAGGUUUUCGUGAAAAACAGCGUUGCCUUUUGGGUGAUGGGGCUUUCGUUGUUAACAUAUUGCUUCUACAGGUUUGUGAAGUGUCGCACAAAAGGCUACAGCAAUGAUGCGUUAAGCUUUGAUUCCAAGUCGCUCCCCGUACGACUGAUAGGUACGGUUAUGCAUGUACUACUUCUUUCCUAUGUUUCCCAAACACAAUUCGCUGUGCAACUCUUGAAUUGUGUCACUGUCGGUGAUAAAAGUGUUCUUUACAUUGAUGGUUCGGUUCAGUGCUACCAACCGUUGCAGGCUGCUGUAUGGCUGUACUUUCUGUUACUAAUUUCGUGGAAAGAGUUCAUGCUGUCUUGUUUCUUUCCUUUCUUCUUCCUUUGUUACUGGUUUUAUCGAUACCUGAAACAUCGCAGUGCUGAUAAAUUCUGGCGCAAAAUUCCGGAGACGGCGGAUAACCCCUUCAAAGAAAAUGUAAUAUACAUCUUAAGGUAUCCUUACAGAUCCCGCAAGUUUCCAAACGCCACGAUGGCCGAACAUUGCAGCGAAAAUUGGGAAGCCUUCUCGAUUUUCCGCCGUUUCGUGCUUGUCGUCACCUUUAUCUUUGUGAAAUCGUUUCUCCUUCGUGCCUACUUGUUCUUUAUACUGUCUGUUGUCUUUCUGCUCGCCCACGUGUUCGUUCAGCCGUUCAAGAACGACAUGGUGAACAAGCUUGACACUAUAUCGUUGGCUGUGAUCGUGUUGAUUUCGGGUCUCAGCAUCUCAGAAGCGACGUACAACAACUCGGGACAACUUGUCCCGCACAGUAUCAAGGAGGUGCAAGAUCUCCAAGAUUGGUUUCUGGCAUUGAUACCGUUUGCGUUGCUCGUUAUCUUCUUAUUUCCCAGACUUAAGCAUCACUUUCUUCGUAGGGCAAUUCGUCCUAGAUAUCGUGCCGUGGUCUCAUCUGAUGACGAGCCAUUGGUAAAUGCGCCCGUUAAUUCAAGGAACGCAACCGAGAGACAGGCCGAUGAAGUCUCGCGACUGACUGUUUGAUUGAAACUGUUACAAAAGAACGUUAAAACUGUAGACCAACAGUAAUACGCCAGUUCCACCGGAUUUUUCUGUCGCGUUGUCGCAGCUUUUGUUAUAUAGGGCUAUAGAGCCGUAAAACAGCUUUUGUUGU
This is a messenger RNA of Dendronephthya gigantea, 2839 nucleotides long. RefSeq lists its product as uncharacterized. The record is from RefSeq and is a predicted model, not a curated record. The transcript is spliced from 3 exons. Lineage: Eukaryota; Metazoa; Cnidaria; Anthozoa; Malacalcyonacea; Nephtheidae. Bases 1 to 2709 code for a protein of 902 amino acids.